AUGGGAAACGUUUGCUCCGAGGCCCCUAUGAUGGGAACAGAGGUAGCCAUUCAGAAGGGCCUUCCUCCCAUGAAGAAAGCGACGGGCCCGAGCGUGGCAAUCGUCUACUACUCCACCUAUGGCCAUGUGAAGGUCGUGGCAGACGAGAUCAAGAAGGGUUUGGAGUCCACGGGUGUCAGUGUGGACCUCUUUCAGGUGCCAGAGACCCUUCCACCCUCAGCUCUUCAAGCUAUGGGGGCCCCAGAGAAGCCUUCAGAUGUGAUGCUGCUGGAGCGUGAGUUCCUGUCCGAGCUGCCGAAGUAUGAUGGCUUCAUGUUCGGCAUGCCCACUCGCUUCGGCAUGAUGGCUUCGCAGAUGAAGGCCUUCUUUGACGGAACUGGGAGCCUCUGGCAGAACGGGGCCUUGGCGGGAAAGCUGGGCGCCACCUUCGUUAGCACCGGCACGCAGCAAGGGGGACAGGAGACCACCCACUUCACAGCCGUCACGCAGCUUGUGCACCAUGGUAUGUGCUAUGUCCCUUUGGGGUACCAGGCAGGCGGCGACGGCCAGUUUGACCUCAGCGAGAUCCACGGCGGAUCUCCUUGGGGUGCCAGCACUUUGGCCGGUGCGGACGGCAGCCGGCAGGCAUCGGCGCUGGAGCUGAAGAUCGCUAAGAAGCAGGGCGAAGUCUUCGGCACUGCUGUGAAGCGCACGACUGCGCCAGCAGCAUCGAAGAAGGCGAAGGUCUGCAUUGUCUACUACAGCAUGUACGGCCACGUCAAGAAGCUGGCUGAUGAGAUCGCUGCCUCUAUGAAGGAGGAGGGCGUAAGUGUGGACAUGUUCCAAGCACCGGAGCUUCUGGGUGCCGACGUGCUGAAGAAGAUGGGAGCUCCUGCAAAGCCGUCGGACGCGAUCAUGGAUCAUGCGAAGGUCCAGCAGCUGGCGGACUACGAUGGCCUCUUGUUUGGUAUCCCCACCCGCUUCGGGAGCGCGUCAGCCCAGAUGAAGGCCUUCUUCGACAGCACUGGCUCACUGUGGCAGAGCGGUGCGCUUGCAGGGAAACUGACGGGGAGCUUCUGCAGCACCGGCACCUUGAACGGAGGCCAGGAGUCCACCCACAUGACCACGCUGACCAACAUGGUGCAUCACGGCAUGAUCUAUGUACCCCUGGGCUACCAGGCCGGUGGUGAUGGUCAGUUCGACAUGACGGAGAUCCACGGAGGCUCACCCUGGGGUGCCAGCACAUUUGCCGGCGCGGACGGCAGCCGCCAGGCCAGCGCCACGGAGCUGAAGAUUGCACGGCGCCAAGGAAAGGUCUUUGCAUCCAAAGUGAAGCAGAUGAUGAAGAGCGCGAUCUGCUAUGUGCCCGUGCACGACAACUACAUGCUGAACAAGCAAGCUCUUGCUUCGAAGUCCAAGCCUAACGGCGGGCAGAAAGCGGAGCUGCUGGCCUCCGAGAUCUUCCUCUCCAUGGCCAGGAGAUGCGAGCUACUGCGGGAGCUCCUGAAACAGGAGGGUGCUGAGGCCGAGGCCGUCUGCCAUGUCCUAGAUUAUGAGCUGCAGCAUGGGACACAGCUUCUUGAAGAUUCGCCCAAGUACUGGGCCUCGCGGCUGCCUGAAGGCUACCUUCGCACGGUGCCGACGAAGGCAUUGCUGAACCACUUCGCGGCCCACUCGCCGCUGGUAAAGGAUGGUCAGCGGCUGGCCGCCGUCUUCGGCGUGGACAACCUCGCAGGAAUGGCCUCCUGGAACAACCCCGCCGAGCUACUGGACAAGACCGACCUGGUCCUUAUCUCCCGGCAGGCGGAGAGCAUCCAGCUGAGCCAGGAUCCGAGUGCCUUGCUCUCGGCGCUUCGAAGCUUCCAGAUUGAUGCGCAGGUGGCGAUCAAGUAUCGGGAAAAGGAACUACUCGGAUCAUCCCUUGGAUCCUUCGAGAAUUCUGCUGCCGCGGGCGUGGCGUCCUUGUUCCUGCUCCCGGCACUAGCGGGGCCUGACGAGGCCCUUAGCUCCACGCGCAUCCGUGAGAGUGUCGUCGGCUGCGCGCGGCUGCUGAAAGAGCACGGCUACCCGAAGACGGCUUUGGUGGCUCUCAGCCAGGACGUCCUCUCCAGUGCCGCGGCGCUGCAGGCAGCGCGUGCUGAAGCCGAGGCCCGCGGGGAGCUGGAAGAGCCUGGCGGCCCACCCGCGAAGUCCACUGGUGUUGGAGGGCUGGUGCUCAACACCCUACCUUAUGGCGAGUCGCUCCUCACUUUUGCGCCCCAGCGCGGGAACGCGCAGAUCCAGUACAACGCCGUGCGGCCCGCACAUGAGCACAUUGAGCUGACGUUAGGCGUUGUAAAGCUCGUGGGCCUUGAGGUGCAAGGUGAGGUUCUUCCAGGUCCUGGCUUCUCCUUUCACGUCUGGCGCAAUGCCAUGGCGAUGAUGGGCAUCAGGCCGGAGCUUUCCUUUGGGCAACAGUUCCUGCUUGACCUCGACGAGAGCGGUAACACCUGGAGGGUUACGAAGGAUUCGAUUACUGGCAUCGCCAAGCACGCCAAGCGCAGCACCUGGCGGAGAGGCGGUGAUGAUGACGAGGAGGAGGCGGAGGAGGACGCAGAAGACGAUGGUGAUGAUGAUUAUGAUGAUUGGUUUGAGCCAGAACUGGCACGCAUGUCGCAGCUCGAACGGCUGCAGGUUGGUGUGGCCAUAGUCGCAGAUAUCCUGCAGUCCAGCAUGCGUCGCGUGACCAGUCAGCCCGCACGCGAGGCAUAUGCUACCUUCUUGAUUGGGUUGGAGCUCAGCUUGGAGCCAGGGACUUUGGAAAGCUAA
Molecule: messenger RNA, 2787 nt
Organism: Symbiodinium sp. CCMP2592
Lineage: Eukaryota; Dinophyceae; Suessiales; Symbiodiniaceae
Source: the annotation of a GenBank genome assembly